Limulus polyphemus (Atlantic horseshoe crab) is the source of this 2899-nucleotide messenger RNA. RefSeq names its product cell division cycle protein 27 homolog (gene Cdc27). The annotation marks the transcript as partial. Gene Ontology annotation, molecular function: protein binding. The transcript is spliced from 14 exons. The record is from RefSeq and is a predicted model, not a curated record. Gene Ontology annotation, biological process: cell division. Lineage: Eukaryota; Metazoa; Arthropoda; Merostomata; Xiphosura; Limulidae.
GUAUGCAGAGGCUGAACUAGCUUUAACAGGGAGUGGAAUAGCAAAAUCAAGAAAUAUAGAAGAUAUAAUUAAUGAGUUUGGAGAAUCAGCAUCUUUUGUAGUGCAAUUACUGGGCCAGAUCUGUAUCAAGACAGAAAGAAAUGUAAAAGCUGCAGAAUCACUUAGAAAAAGCUUGAAGUUAAAUCCUUUCCUUUGGGCAUCAUAUGAAUUAUUGGUUAGUUUAGGAGAAAAACCAGACCCUUCCAAGAUAUUUACAAUAUCCAACCUAGACAACUUCUCAUACUGUCAUGGAUCCAAUCCUAUUGUAAACUUAAUAAAUAAAUCAAAUACAAGUGGAGAUACAUAUAUUUCUUGUGAUGUGCAGCAGGAAACUAGUCAGCUUUCAACUAAAAUAUCUGGCAUGCCUAUGCUCUCAUCUUCGACAGGGGUAAAUGUGCACUCUCCACUGGCUCUUUUAAGAACUAGUCCAGAGCCUAACAAUGUAGAAGUACUUACUCCUGAAAAUAGCAGUUGGAUUCCAAUUACUUCUGCUGCACUAGGAAAAUCAUCCAACAAACUUUCUCGUGUGGGAAGGAAUAUUUUUGGAGGAAACAUGAUUCAAACACCACUAACACCAAAUUUUGGUAUUCUACCACUGGAUACUCCCAGUCCUAUAGGAACUAUUGCCAGUGCUGGAAACAGGACCUUGGCUUACAUUACCCCUUCUCCACCAACAUUACUAGAUCAACAGUCAAUUGAUUUAAGAGCUCCAACAAAAAAGCAACCAAUGACAAGAAGUCGUCAAACACUUAAUCCUUCCAAGUUCCAAAUCUUUGGUCAGUCUGGAAACAAUAACAACAACACUACACUGGGUGUAUCUCAGACGCCUUCACCACAGCCAAGUCUUCAACCUGGUGGUCUUAAUAGUGUAAGACGAAGUUCUCGACUUUUCAGCAGCUCUAAUUCUGUCAAAGAGAAUAACAAAACGUCAAACAAAAGUAGUAGAUUUGUCUCAGCUAAAGCUCCAUCUAAAAAGACAAAAGCAAAGUCCACAAAAGGAUCUCUUUCUCAGUCUAAAGAAUGUGAAUUAAACGAAUUAAAUAAGCCAGAAAACCAGUCAGAAAACAAAACGUCAGCCAAUCUAUAUUCAAUAACUCAAACAGCCAUAGGAAUGCAGAGAGCCUCAGCAGAAGGACUAAUGCAGCUUCUCCAAGACAUGGGAUGGGCAAGGCUUUACAUUGGACAUUAUUGUUGUAAAAAAGCUAUAGAAAUUCUUAGUGCUCUCCCCCCUCAUCACUAUAACACGGGAUGGGUAUUGGCGACUCUAGGUCGAGCAUACUUUGAACUAGCAGAUUAUAGCCAGAAACCAGGUAUCAGGUUUACUUACAUAUCUAAAUCUCAUGUUAUUUAUCCACAGGCUUGGUGUACAGCAGGUAACUGCUUUAGUCUACAAAAAGAACAUGAAACAGCUAUUAAAUUUCUUCAACGAGCUACACAAGUAGAUCCCGAUUUUGCCUAUGCCUACACACUUCUGGGACAUGAACAUGUUCUGACAGAAGAAAUGGAUAGAGCAAUGGCUUGCUUUAGGAGUGCCAUACGCAUCGAUCCACGUCACUAUAAUGCUUGGUACGGAGUUGGAAUGAUCUACUACAAGCAAGAGAAGUUUCGACUAGCUGAAGUCCAUUUCAAUCGGGCUCUUGCUAUUCAUCCACAGAGUUCAGUCUUGAUGUGUCACAUAGGAAUAGUUCAACAUGCUUUGAAAAAAAUGGACUCAUCUUUAGCCACUUUGAACAAAGCUGUAACCAUGGAUCCCAAAAAUCCACUGUGCAAGUUUCAUAGAGCGUCUAUCUAUUUUUCACUUGAUCGUCAUCAAGAGGCAUUGAGUGAGCUAGAGGAGAUAAAACAGUUGGUUCCAAAGGAAUCUCUUGUAUAUUUUCUUAUAGGAAAGGUUCACAAGAAAUUAGGAAAUACACAUUUGGCCUUAAUGAACUUUUCCUGGGCAAUGGAUUUGGAUCCUAAAGGUGCUAAUAACCAAAUCAAAGAAGCCAUUGACAAGAGAUACACAAACGAAGAAGAUGAAGUUGUUGCCUCCCAAGAUCCAACAUCAGAUGAUAUAGUCAGUGUUGGUUCAGGCCCAGCAGAUCAUGACUCAUCACACGAUAGUUCUGUAAUGGAUGUAGAGGAUAUUCAUCUUCAAGCUAUGGAGAGUGAUGAAAGCUUCUAAUUGAAAAAAAAAGACUUGUUGUCUUUGUUCUGUAUAUUUUAGAUUUUGUACUUGACUUCUUGAGAAAAGGGAUUCAGAAGUGGUGUAGGUGGAAAAAAAAUUGAUCUUGCACAGAGAUUUUCAACAGUGUUACAAUCUUUGACUGCCUUAGUCUGACACUUUCAUUCUGUUUUGGAAGCAAACUGUCCCAUAGUAGUUAACCAUUUUCAACAGUGUUUACAGCUUUUUCCAGGAAUAUUUAUCAAUGGAAGGAAGAAUAUGCACUUUGUCCAGAAGAAUGUAAAAAGUUCCCUGCUGUCACCCAAACGAGCUGUUUAUAAGGUUAUCAUUAAAUUUCCUAUUUAACUAUAUUGAAACAAAAUAUUUAACAGUAUAACAGUAAAAAUGUACUUUAUUUGAUGAUUAUAUUAAGGCAGAAUAAAAGAAGCAGUUGUUUUUGCAGCCUUAACAUGAGAAUGGAUUGAGACUAAGAACUUAGGUAUAACAAAAGGCAGUACUGUUUGACAUAUGAGAAAGAAAUUUGAGAAAGAAUGAUAUUUUCACAUUCUGUGUAAUAAACUCUUACCAACAAGUGUAUUUGUAAGCUCUUGCCUUUCAUUGUGUGUUAAAUGUUGUCUCAAGUUGCCUGAAAGCAAGAACUUUUGAAGUACUGAUGUUAGAAACAUGCUUUAAAUAAAACUGGAGAGUAAAUCAGAA